CUGGUGGUGCCUCUCCAGGGUUUCAGGCAGGAGGUUUCCAACCCGGUGUCCUCCAGAAGUGUUGGACUACAACUCCCAGCAUGCUUCAGUCUACUGCAACUUAAAAUUUGCCUACGCAUAAAGCUUGCCAGUUUCAAAAAGUGUGUCUUUCUUUAAGGCUUUUGUGGCUUAUAUUGAAGGAAGCAGAUCCUCAACAAGGAUGUGUAAUCAAGCAGCAAUGAUAAAUAGGAAUAUAUUCCAUGUGUUUUUCAUCGUUUUCCUGAAAAUGGAAACCUCUGGAGAAGAAACGGCGGAGGAAGCCCGGGGAGUCCUGGGAGGCUCUGUCACUUUCCAGCUGAAGCCUGCAGAACAAUUUAGAGGCAUUUUCUGGCUUACAAAUAGUAGAAGCGACAGUUUUGAUACUUUUGCUGUUCUGUCACCCAGAAAGCCAUGCGAACUCCAGCUGCUCCUCCCAACAUUUCUUGGGCGACUGAAUGUCUCUGAGGACUGCAAGAGGUUACAAGUCAGUCACCUAGUUCAAGACGACUCAGGCACAUACAGGGCACAAAUACAGAGAAGUCCAGAAGAAGAACCAUUAAGGGUGACCUUUGGCCUGCAGGUUUAUAAGCUUUUGACUGAGGCGGACCUGACCGUCCGCUGUGACAGAGGUGGGAAUGGAACUCUGCUGCAGCUGAACUGCUCCACAGGGCCCUUGGAAGACGGCGUGGAAUUCAGCUGGAACUCAAUCAGCGAGGGUGACCUCAGCUCCUCCGGGAGAUCCCUUUCCAUCUGGUACAACUCAGAGGACCCCGAUCGGAACAUCACCUGCACAGCACAGAACCCUGUUGGCAGCGCAUCCAAGACAGUGUCCUUGAAGCAAUGUUGGAAUGGUAGGGCUCAAGCUGAGCAGCCAGUGAAGACACCUGAGACGCAGCCCACCCCGGACAACGGAAUGAAUUCCGGACAUUUGUCAGAGGCAACGAUCGCGGGAAUUGCAAUUUCUGCAACAGCUGCAAUAAUAACUGGAAUCGUUGCAAUUGCUCUCUGUCUGCGGCAGAAGAAAAAAGGAGGGGCCCACGUGAGCAACCAGGGUUCUGCAGGCAAUUCAGAGCCCAAAGACUGCACGACUGUUUAUGCCCUAGUUGGAAAUGCUUCUGAGCCUACAAGUACACAGAAAACCAAACAGCGAAGGGAACCCACAAAGCUAAACAAGGAUUUGUCCCAUACCGUCUACACUGCUGUGCAUCUUCCGAAACCGAAUUCUUUGGAAACAGAUGAUGAGAAGAUGCAGAAGGAAGGACAGGGAGGAGCCAUGAAGGACAGCGACAAAACCGUUUACUCAGAGAUCAAGUUGCAAGAGAACGAAGAUGAGCACAUCAAGACAGUCUAUGAAACGGUGAACUGCCCAAAACUUCCCAAAGCUCAAGAAUACAAUGACAUUAUUUAGCGGCGCCCUGGACCACGAAAGGAUGGACGACAAUGCCUGAGGAGCACGAAAACCCAAUGUUCGCUCCUUCUGCCAAAACAGAGCAGGAGAGGCGCUUGCAGCUAUUGAGACCUGCAGUUCUCCCUCCCAAAGACAUGCAACAAGCGUUCAGGUACUCUUCCACUCCAGGUGGUCCCAAUCUGGGCGGGGAGGACGCCAGAUGUUAGUAGCCAUGAAAUGCUGCUUUUCCACGAGAUGCUUCCACACAGCUGGGCGCUGCAUCUGAAUGGCGCAACCACAUAGCUGGGGCUGAUCCUGUGAGCACGUGGCCAUGAAAUGGGCACCUUCCCGGGAGACGACCAGCCCGCGUGCUUGCAACGUUCAGACGCAGCCCUCACCCGUGUGCUGCGCUGGAUUGCCUCACAGAGAAACAGGCUGCGUCUGGUCACAGCCACGUCUGGAGAGUGGAGGCAAAAUCUGCCCUUGAGAUAGCCCUGGGGGCUGUUGUCCUUCAUCCUCGCGUGCUCAGUCCGCACAAACAUUUUCCAGAUUUCCCCCCCCCCCCUUGCGAUGAGAACAACCCUAGCGGAUCACUUGAGCUUUAUCACACCAGUGUUAUACUGUGCAAUCACUGUGAAUUACGUGCAAAGGACUCCGAAGUUUUCCAGCUUAUAAUCUGCUUUGAUUGUGAAGUACUCCCAUGCACCCUGCUUUAAUUGUGCUUCAAAGGCAAAAGCCUCGCCGUAUUUUGCUACUAGUUUUCGAGCGUAUCAUUUGUUGUUUUCCGAGUGGCCACUGGGGUGCAGGAGCAGGAUUUGAAGAAAAAUUAAACAAAUGCUUACGUCUGCGUAAGCUUUAAAGAUAAAGACAUCAAAAUUGGCACAGUAAUAGUUAUUAAGGAGAGCUUUAAGCAUACCAAAUUUGAAUCGGAUUGGAUCAUCCGUUGAUUUUUUAUGAUUUUUUUUACCUUUCUCCCCUUAAACCCAUUUCCUGGUAUGCAAAGGAUCUAGCCACCUAGUAGCAACAACAAUAACGGUGACAGCUUUGCGCUCUAGGUGGUAAUUCGAGGGAAACAGGUACAUGGGAUGAAGUUCCCUAUCGAUGGAGCACAUUCAUUCAAGACCCACAUCACCAAACCCUUGGAAAAGAUCUAAAGGUGGGAUGAACGAGGCGGAGAUUUAAGCAAACAACACAAUUCCACGGGUGUUCCCCUCCCCACAGUUGCAAAUAGCGGUGCAGGUCCAGGAGGGAGGGCUAACCCACUGGAGCAAAUCUCAGCUCGUGGAGGAGGGUGGGGAGCGAUUUUCAUCAGCACUGUAGCAAGGGAGAAAAGGUAAAACUCCCCGCUCAGCCCCAUAACCAGCAGCCCCAAGCCAAAUCCUUCAGGUGCUAUUUGAAGUCAGAACCAUAUUCAUAGAAUAUGAGCAUCACGUGCGCAGUUUGGAGACAGACAGAACUCAUCAGGUCAAAACUAGGAACAUGAGAAAUUUGCCCCGUGAGUCUCAUUGACGCCGCUGCCUUCCUGCAGACCGUCGUCAUGCGCUGUUUUGAUGUGAUGCUAUACUACUUCCAUCACAUGCUCCGAGCACUGAACCACAAAGGCAGCUGAACCAUAACAGCAGCGGCACCGUAAGAGCAAGUGUGCGGCAUUCACAAGGCAGAACUGAACCAUUGCCUAUGCACUCUGCUCUCUGCACUUGGUGUCAGCGCACACUUGCACAUCACGUCACGCUUGCACGUCCAGCCUCUGCUUUUCCCUCCAAGGAUCCUCUUGGAUCCGAAAUCUUACUACUUGUUCAGCAGGAUCUGUAUUCACAACAGGCAAUUAACGCGUUUUGCACUGGAAAUAGAAAUGCUCAGAGCAGGUGCUCUUAUCUUGGAACCGCUUGGAAGAAUUCACCCAGUCAUACUUAGCUUCCUCUGCCAUUUCUCCGGAACUAAAAUAGCGAGUCUGUUACAUGGAUUUUAUACUGUGUUGUGUGUUUUUUUGCCACCCUUCCCCAACCCGGUGCUAUCCAGAUAUGUUAAUUUUACUAAAAUACUGUAAAAAUAAUAAUAAUCCAGAUUCAUCACAAACGGUCGAACAAGACUUUAGCCAGGUAGGUACCGCAAAAGCAAUGAAAUGCUGCCAAGUAACCAAAUGAGUGUUUGUGAUGGCUUUCAUUUGUCUCUAUACCUUUUGAAGACCUUACAGUAAAAAACAAAUUUUUGUAUACUUUUAAUGUUUACUAUUUUUAAUUGUUGUAAACCGCCCAGAGAGCUUCGGCUGGGGGGCGGUAUAUAAAUGUAAUAAAAUAAAUAAAUAAAUACUCCUCCAGCCCUAUAAUUAGAGUAAAGAGGGCACCUGGGACAGCAGGUGCUGGAGGGUGGGGCCAGGCGGCCUGCCCUGCAUCCCCUAAGCUAUUGUGCUGCCCGCCGGGGCCAUGAAGGAACUUUGCCCGGGGCCACUCCUGAUUCAGCUGUCAGCCCAGUCUCUACACGUGCUUGCGAGCAGUGGCUGUUUGGAAUACCUUUUCCAUGGGCUUCCUUUGAAUAUUUGGACUCAUACCGUAUAUUGUGGGGAGUGACAUCUGAUUUCGUUUAAUUUUUGGAACUUUUAAGUCAGCCCCGGGAGAAAAUUACCCACGGUACUAAUCAGCUUGGCAAACUGGCCAUUGAGGAAGACCAAGGGUCGAAACGCAUCUGGCCAAAUGGAUCAAGUUUACUGAGCGCUUUCUGCCCAGCAUUCUGAUUGUCUUGUUGUAUUAUUGUACUUGUGAAAUGCUCUGUGUAUGUUGUUUUUAACAUUAUAUUUUAUUAUAUAAAAUUGCAUUUUUUUUACCUGUU
Molecule: messenger RNA, 4231 nt
Organism: Elgaria multicarinata webbii
Lineage: Eukaryota; Metazoa; Chordata; Lepidosauria; Squamata; Anguidae
Product: SLAM family member 5-like
Exons: 10
Coding region: 200-1426 (408 amino acids)
Biological process (GO): T cell activation
Cellular component (GO): external side of plasma membrane
Source: RefSeq, a predicted model, not a curated record